This is a messenger RNA of Leguminivora glycinivorella, 1005 nucleotides long. RefSeq names its product carbonyl reductase [NADPH] 1-like. The record is from RefSeq and is a predicted model, not a curated record. The transcript has a single exon. Lineage: Eukaryota; Metazoa; Arthropoda; Insecta; Lepidoptera; Tortricidae. Bases 65 to 931 code for a protein of 288 amino acids. Gene Ontology annotation, molecular function: oxidoreductase activity.
AAUAUUACAGAACGGUACGGCCAUCUGCAGAGAGGACACAUUUCGUAAAACAAUCAAAAAGAGUAUGGCUGACAAAGUGGCAUUAGUGACAGGGUCCAACCAGGGAAUCGGAUUCGCAAUCGUAGAAGAAUUACUAAAAAGAGGAGUAAAACAUGUCUAUGUGACAUCUAGGAACGAACAGAGAGGUAUAGAUGCAGUCAACAAGCUUAAAGAAAAAGGUCUGAACCCUCUAUUUCAUCAGCUAGAAGUCACUGAUGCAGACAGUGUCAAAAAAUGCGCUGCUGACUUGAAAGCAAAACACGGUGCCUUGGAUAUACUUAUCAAUAACGCUGGUGUUAUUGUUGAAGAUUGGGAGAAAACUACAUAUGAGGACGCGCUUCGAGUUAUAACAACUAAUUACUACUCUAUUCUGAAAAUCCAGGAGCAUUUCUUUCCGAUUCUGAAUCAAAACGCAAGAGUGAUAAAUAUUUCUAGUGACUGUGGACAUAUUUCUAACCUCAAGAACAAAGAAUGGAUAGCAAGAUUGACUAAGAAGGAUCUAAAGAGAGAUGACGUCGAUUCAUUUGUUACUUGGUUUUUAGAGUCAGUCAAAAAAGGUUCUUUGAAGAAUGAAGACUUUGUACAAACUCAGAUGCUCGCUUACAGGAUCUCUAAGGUGGCGUUGUGUGCGUUGUCUAUUGUACAACAAAACGAGGUUGACAGGAACAUCUCUGUAAACUCUUUACACCCUGGAGUCGUGCAAACAUCGAUGACGAAUGGCAGUGGUCUGCUUACAAUGGAGGAAUCCAGCAAGGCCCCGACAUAUUUGGCCUUGGAUGUGGACCAGUCGGUGAAGGGACAGUACUUUUGGUAUGAUAAAGAAGUGAUAGAUUGGCGGAAUCCGGAACUUCCACUUUAUUGUGAUUAUAAUGUGCUAAAGAAGUAUUUGUAAUUCAUAUUAUAACACUUUUUCUAUAAAAUGUACGAAAGAUUUAUAGUUAAAUAUGAGUAAAAAUGUUUAUAUUA